AUGGAUCCGGAAAGCGUAGCGUUCCAGCCCCGCGAAGACUACUGGCGAUUCCAGAGCGAGAUGCUCCGAGUGCAACAAUCUCAAGCUGAGCUGUCAGAUCGCAUGGCUCGCUUGGAACGCAAGCAGGACGAUGAUUCCCGCCUGAAGAAUGUCUGGGGCACAUCUUCGCCGUUUCCCUCCGUACUCGGUGGUACCCCGCAGCAAGUUCCUCUACAACAGCCCACGGCCGAGCACUUUUCGAACUUCGAUGAUGACGAGUCUAGCAAUCUGAUUGGCAAUCUCCAGCUUGACGCCGACGACGAACCUCGACGAGUUGGAACGACAUCGCGCGCCAACAGUGUUCGCUUUGACGAAACGGCGAAUCACGGACAUUGGACACAUGCUUCACGAACUUCGCUGGAGCUCCUGCCCCGCUCUGGCAGUAGUCUUGGCGGGCACGCACUGAGUGAACGCAGCUAUUCCCACAAGUCAGACGGGAGACAGAGCUCAGCAGGCCAAUCUGUUCACUCAGUCACAUCAGGGCGGGCCAACAGUUUUACCAGCUACGGUCCCACAACGCCAGUGGAACUCCCAGGGCUGGCACCUGGUCUGUUCAUACUUGGCUCUGUUCCCUCCAUCAUACGUUGCUGGCUCAACACUAAUUUCAAGCAUGAUACCCUUCUCUAUGCCGCUGUCUGUACCGGCUCGCAUACAUCUUAUCUAGAUUUGCACCUCAUUGACUAUCUCGGCUUUCAGGAUCAGAUCACGCAGAACGAUGAUGGCUGCAGGAAGAUCCAGUUGACAGUUUAUCUGCCAGAAGCCGUGCCCGUCUCAGCGUCUGCUCAGUCCGACAGCCCUGCUCCUCAGCUUCCUUCUAUCACGGUUGAAUUUACCGUAGUCGACGAGCACGAUCUAUCCAAACCCAAAGCUAUCCAAAUCUUGAUUGGUAGCGACCUGCUUCGAUCGCACAACGCCGACAUCCUCUUUUCUACCAACCACCUGAUGAUUUACGAUGAUGACAGGAACAAGCUCCAGGUUCCACUGGUGCGACCAGAAGACGAGAGCGCUUUCAAGUCUCUGUCAACCUCACAUAGGACAAGUCACAUUCUGAAGCCAGGCUUGAUAUCGAAGAGUGCAGUGGUUGGCCUGCCCUCAUCCGUCGAGCCUAAGGUCAAGUUUCUCGAGACGGCACAGGCGGAGAGCACAGAUCCGCAAAAGCUUGGAGAGAGCAUCAUGGCGGCCAGCUCUGAGGAUGGUGGUUCGAAUGGUCGAAGAAGCCUCGAUCAGCGACCACAUUCCCUGUCGACGUCCUUUGCACGGUCUGAGUCCAAGGAUGCUCAGCUCUCAAGUCCUACAACAGUUAGCUCGCGCUCAGGACCAUCGCCAGCCAUGCUGAGCACAUGGCGACGCGAUACAAAUGAGAAAGCCAGCGGCGGAACACUAGACUGGGCACACGUGGGUAAAACCACCGCCUCCCCUUCAAGUCAGCCGCGCCGUGAGAUCAAGGUAUUGAGGCCUUCGAGGUCGUCUUCACGUACACUUACCUCCUCGACUGCAGCAGCCGGAACUGGACAAUCGCGCUUCUUCGAUGAUGGAAAGAGAAAGGAUGACGGUGAGGUGACAACAGGCGCCCCUACACCGUCCUUGAGCCGCACGGUGUCUGGCGAGAAGAACGAGAACCGGCCGCCAGUUGCAAACCUGCGAUCCGCUAACCCUGUGGGUGGUGCAUCUGCCUUUGCGUGGCUCAAGAGCGGGUCGAAAUGA
This is a messenger RNA of Didymella exigua CBS 183.55, 1743 nucleotides long. RefSeq lists its product as uncharacterized. The record is from RefSeq and is a predicted model, not a curated record. NCBI's taxonomy places the organism in Eukaryota, Fungi, Ascomycota, Dothideomycetes, Pleosporales, Didymellaceae. The transcript is spliced from 2 exons. Bases 1 to 1743 code for a protein of 580 amino acids.